GACUCACAAAAUGCUCUUUAUAAACCCCUUCUCUUGCUUCUCUUCCCAUUCCCACCGCCCACCGCCUCCGUUCUCCUCUCUGUAUUUCUCUGAAAGAAAUGGAGUCUACAACCACAAGGAGGCCUUAUUUUGUUGAAGAAAACAAUGGGCUUGCUUCCAUAUCUGACUUAGAACAUGGGUUCUCAUCAUCACCAUCAUCAUCGACGGAGGACAACCACCACCAUAACCACCACCUGAUCUCCAGACCUAUAUACUCACCAAGAAAAACAAGUCUCAGAAACCUUUCUUCUUUCCCUUCUCUUUCUUCUCCAAGAUCUGGGAGGAUUUUUCAUGGAAGAUUUGAAGAACAACCUCAUUUCUUAGAUGCUUGUUUUCUCUGCAAAAAACCACUUGGUCCUAAUAGAGAUAUCUUCAUGUACAGAGGGGACACACCAUUCUGUAGUGAAGAGUGCAGAGCAGAGCAGAUUGACAUCGAUGAAUCCAAAGAGAAAAACAAGAAUCUUUCUGCAUCAAUGAAAGCUUUGAGGAAGAAAGAACAGAGUGAAACUUCUCCAAACAAAAAUUCCAAGAAAUACCCUUUUCAUUCUGGUGCAGUUGCUGCUGCUUGACUAGUAAUUCCAUCCUAAAACAAGGGGUAUAAAAGGAAAAAUUUUGUCCAUUAUAGAAGAAAGUAUGUGAGGUGAAAAAGAACAAGAACCCUUCUUUUUUACCUUUUUCUGUUAUAAUUAUUUACCACUCUACUGGUUUUUUUUACUGUGGUUAAAAUGCUAUAUAGCAUAAAGAUGAAUGAGGAUGAGGGUGUAUGAAAGUAUGGUACAACUACUUAAUGCAUAAAGUUAUUGUACUUGCUAUCUUUAUG
This is a messenger RNA of Cynara cardunculus var. scolymus (artichoke), 859 nucleotides long. RefSeq lists its product as uncharacterized. Lineage: Eukaryota; Viridiplantae; Streptophyta; Magnoliopsida; Asterales; Asteraceae. The transcript is spliced from 2 exons. The coding region runs from base 99 to 608 and encodes 169 amino acids. The record is from RefSeq and is a predicted model, not a curated record.